Beta vulgaris subsp. vulgaris (sugar beet) is the source of this 1519-nucleotide messenger RNA. RefSeq names its product heterodimeric geranylgeranyl pyrophosphate synthase small subunit, chloroplastic. The transcript has 2 exons. The record is from RefSeq and is a predicted model, not a curated record. Gene Ontology annotation, molecular function: prenyltransferase activity. Gene Ontology annotation, biological process: isoprenoid biosynthetic process. The coding region runs from base 137 to 1171 and encodes 344 amino acids. Lineage: Eukaryota; Viridiplantae; Streptophyta; Magnoliopsida; Caryophyllales; Amaranthaceae.
CUUACUCGGCAAAAUUCCCACCUUAUUCUUUUUUACUCGGCAAAAUUCCCACUCUUCCAUACUUGGAGUUGCAAUUGUACAAACACUUCCAUUCGGAUAAUAAAAACAUCCUCUAUAGACUAUAGAGCAUAUAGAAAUGGCUUUAUUCUCCUUAACCUCGUCGUUCCACACCCUCAACCUCCCAAACUUCCGCCACUCACCUCCACGUCACCACCUCUUUGGGGUAAAAAUCAAGUGCUCCGCGCCUACAUCAUCCGCCAUGUCAAAAACCACAUCAUCCACCGUUCAAUUCGACCUCCGCAAUUAUUGGACGGCCCUGAUUGAAGAGAUCAAUCAGAAACUUGAUGAAUCUAUUCCAAUCUCUUACCCUGAAAGAAUCUGUGAAGCUAUGCGAUACACUGCCCUCGAUAAAGCCGCUAAGCGGGCCCCACCCGUCAUGUGUAUCACCGCCUGUGAGCUUUUCGGCGGUCACCGUGAGGCCGCCUUCCCUACUGCCUGUGCCCUCGAAAUGGUUCAUGCUGCCUCUCUAAUUCAUGAUGAUCUACCAUGCAUGGACAAUGACCAAGUAAGACGAGGCCAUGCAGCAAACCAUGUUGUCUAUGGGGAAGACAUGGCAAUUCUUGCAGGAGAUGCACUUUUUCCUCUUGGCUUCAGUCACAUUGUCUCACAUACCUCACAGGAACUGGUCCCGGAGACACGCGUUUUGAGAGUCAUCGCAGAGAUAGCCCGAACUGUGGGAUCCACAGGUAUGGUUGCAGGCCAAUUUCUGGAUCUUGAAGGUGGGCCAAAUGGUGUGGACUUUAUUCAAGAAAAGAAGUUUGGGGAGCUUGCCGAGUGCUCAGCUGUGUGCGGAGGAAUUUUGGCGGGUGCCAAUGAUGAUGAUAUCCAACGGCUCAGAAGAUACGGUAAAGCUGUUGGUAUUCUAUAUCAAGUGGUGGAUGAUAUUUUAAAAGAGAAGGCAAAGGGUGAAAAGAGUAAUGGGGAGAUGAAAAGGAAAAAGAAGAGCUAUGUAAGUGUUUAUGGGUUGGACAAGGCUGAGAAAGUAGCAGAGGAUUUACGAGCUCAAGCAAAGAAAGAGUUGGAUGGUUUUGAAAAUUACGGAGAAAAGGUACUCCCGCUUUACAGCUUUGUGGAUUAUGCAGCAGAGAGAGGAUUUAGUGUGGGUGGGUGAGAUAUGAAUAUUACGAUGAUUAGGUAUGCCUUGCUUCCUUUCAACCUUGAAUAGGUCUAUUGAUCUGAAAAAGGUCGUGAUUUUCCAUUGAUUUUGUAAAUUAGGAGGUAUUUAAGUGUAAGAUCUGUAAGUAGAGGUCUCAUAUGGAAGAAAUUUUACUACAUGAGUGAAUUUUUAUAGUGUUAGUCUGUUGGAUGAUCCCCCUUGUCAGUAAAUAGGGAUGUGUAGUUGGAUAUUCAUUAAGCUGCUUCUCAAGCUGAGGAGCUAGUAUAUUUUGCUAUGUUGGAUAAAAAAAACUUCCACCUCACAACUAUUGUAGAAAUGAUAUAUUGGCUGUUUCCAUGAUCA